UAAAAGCUGUGAGUGUUUGGCUGUAGGCAACUCUCUCUAGGCCUAACAACAAAAACAACUAACAGAAGAAUCUGAACUACUUUUGAAUUAUGUUGAACUGAAUACUGACCAUUGGAUUGAAAACACUAGAUCAUUAUUUAUUACUCUAAAAGGAAACAUAAUGAAGAUGGAUCUGGAUUAAAGAAAGUCAAGCACUGAGGCCUGAGGAACAGCAUUUUCUACUUGAAAGGCAGUUUAUCUUUAGCUGAACAUGACAGACUAUGAAGUGUCUGUUCAGCAGCUCAAUGAUCUGUUGACAGACGAAAACGGAGACUUCUGUAUGCCCUCCAAACAUUUCAAUGAAGUUUACCCCGGGAUACUCCUAGGAAAUGAGUCUGUAGCUACAAAUGUAACCCGUUUGCAUCAGCUGGGAGUGACACACAUCCUCAAUGCUGCACAAGGUCAAUCGGACAUGCAUGUGAAUACAGAUGCAGAGUUCUAUGCAGAUACAGGGAUCAUCUACCAUGGGAUACCAGCCUUUGACACUGACCAUUUUGACCUCAGCGUAUAUUUUGAAGAAGCUUCAAAUUUCAUUGAAAGAGCUUUGGCAAUGAAAGGUCUGAAGGGUCUUGGUAAAAUGCUUAAAAUGAAUAUCUUUUUCUCCUCUGCCCGUUCAGUGGCGGUAGUGGUACUGCAUAACAUCCUUCAAAUGCGUCCUCCGAAGGAUGUAGACCCUGAAUUUGGACACAGCCUCAGACGCGAGAUCGGGCCCAAUGAUGGGUUCCUGCGCCAGCUCUGCCAGCUCAACGACAGGCUGGAAGGUGAAGGAAUGCUGGGUGUUGAUAAUACCUAAAUAUAAAAAUAUAAAAUUAUUAGUAUCUAAAUAAAUGUUUGACUCUCGGUUAAUCUGUUUUUAUCAUCUAAAUUUUAGCAGUUGGCAAGAUAAUUCCUUGUCUUUGGUGUCUUCUGCCCUCUAGUGGUACUGAAUUGGUGAUCGUAUGCAGUACAAAGUGUUAAAUUAGUAUUCAGGCACAUAUGGCCUCCUCUAGCUCUGUCUAGUCAAUAUACAUAAGUAUAGUUGCUCUAACACAUUUAUAUUCCUGAUAUGUAUUUGCUAUAAAAUCUAACCAGUCUUUCUCGGUAUAGCUACUUAUUUUGUGCCAUAAUUUCAAGUCCUUUUUGAGUAGCCAAUGAUAACAAAUAAUCAAACACAAGAGGUCUUCACAACAGACAACAAUCAUUUAUUAAACAUUUUUUUAAAGUGAAAAGUAGCACACAUACCUGAGUUACUUUUAAACCCCUCCCACAUGUUUUGCUUUCGUCUGAUUAAGUAUUUUUUGAUUGUAUACCUGCAAAUAGUAUUUUUUAUUUAUUUAUCAAUCAUUUCCACUUUGUCCCUGUGUGUGAAAAUAUAAUCUGAAUUGUUAAAUUGGAUACAGCAUGCAAAUUAAUUGCUCAAAGCAAAUAUCUUGAACAUAUGUACAUACUGACCAAGCCACAGUCCAAUGAUGGUCAGCGGUUUGAGAAUCAGUCAAAAUUGUUGAUUGUUUUUUUUUUUU
Molecule: messenger RNA, 1538 nt
Organism: Carassius gibelio (silver crucian carp)
Lineage: Eukaryota; Metazoa; Chordata; Actinopteri; Cypriniformes; Cyprinidae
Product: dual specificity protein phosphatase 3
Exons: 3
Coding region: 251-832 (193 amino acids)
Biological process (GO): negative regulation of MAPK cascade; protein dephosphorylation
Cellular component (GO): cytoplasm
Molecular function (GO): MAP kinase phosphatase activity; protein tyrosine/serine/threonine phosphatase activity
Source: RefSeq, a predicted model, not a curated record